Molecule: messenger RNA, 364 nt
Organism: Microdochium trichocladiopsis
Lineage: Eukaryota; Fungi; Ascomycota; Sordariomycetes; Xylariales; Microdochiaceae
Exons: 1
Coding region: 98-322 (74 amino acids)
Source: RefSeq, a predicted model, not a curated record
CCUCGGCCUCUUCUGUAGAAGGGGCGCCCCUUGGAUCUGCCUCUAGGUGCUGGCCAGCUUCAAGGCUGCCGUUCACGGCUUUGGGACCUGUUCUGGCAUGGAUGUACCCCAGACGCUCAGAAUGCCAUUCCUGAUUGCCAAAGGUCCAAAAGCGAAAGAGGCUGGGAGGACAAAAAGAGGGUCGGCCGCAUCUCCUGCUCUGCAUUGCAGUGCCUUGCAUAUCAUGGCCUGCAGUCCAGAAAGCGCUUCAAGCAUGACUGUUGAGUGUGUGUGUGUGUGUGUAACGCCAGCAAAGCAGGAGAUUCGCAAGGAGGGACCCUGAUCAGCGCUCAUGCGCUGCCGCCAGUGCACGACCAGCACAGCG